Linepithema humile (Argentine ant) is the source of this 3975-nucleotide messenger RNA. It is a transcript of the gene Su(H), whose product is annotated as recombining binding protein suppressor of hairless. Gene Ontology annotation, biological process: regulation of transcription by RNA polymerase II. Lineage: Eukaryota; Metazoa; Arthropoda; Insecta; Hymenoptera; Formicidae. The record is from RefSeq and is a predicted model, not a curated record. Gene Ontology annotation, cellular component: nucleus. Gene Ontology annotation, molecular function: RNA polymerase II cis-regulatory region sequence-specific DNA binding; DNA-binding transcription activator activity, RNA polymerase II-specific.
UUUGCACGCGUAUAUCUAAUGCUGUUUGAAUCGUAGAUAUAAUUUCCAAGAGAGUAUAAUUUGAAUGUGUGAGAUGACAAAGUCAAUUUAAAUUGACCGGUGCGAAAUAUAUGUCAUCUACGAAAAAGCCGUCCAUGUAUUGGACUCUGUAUUUCACAAUUAAGUGUUUCAAAUGCUACUAGCAUUCGCGCGCAAUUUUCACAUUGACGUCAAUGUCGACGUAUAUCGCGCGAAAACGUGGUCUCGCCACUGCUGUCACGAUAUUCGCUUGAAUAUUCACAGAAAGCGCGAACCUAUGAGCUCGUAUAGAGCUUCCCUCUCCCUUGUUUGCUACGUUUAUACUGGGCAGCUCUCUCCGGACUGCUCCCAACUUAGUUACUCAUCAGCCGUGUGUUAGAGAAGAUUGUCGUGCAUCUCAGAGUCAAAUUGGCAUACCGUGCAUUGCGUAUUCAUGUUUUGUUGCUGAACAUUCGAUUCAGCGAUUAGUUAACUUACAUCAAGUUAAUAUAUUGUAUAUUAAUAAAACAGUGUGAAAAUGUGCGUUCUCACGAUAAAGACAGAAAUUUAAGAAAAGAUUCCUGUACGUUCGAGCACACAUCUGUACUCGAGUAAUUUAGAACGAAGUUUGAAUUUACGCGCGCACUCGCUCAUUUCACUGUCACUGUUUGCCGCGUUUCGUUCGUCGCAGUUGGCAGGACUGUUCGGAAAAUUUGGAAGUGAACAGGUGUUUUUUGAAUGGAUUAGGGAGAAUAGGCGUACGGAGGACGCGGAAGGAUUCGCGUACGGUGAACGAUCCGCCGGGGACUCACGGCAGCCGCUCCGGAUGAUCGAUCGCACGGAGGAUGCACGCGGGUACGCGGUUGCUCAUGGCGCCCAAGCGAAAAUGAGGAGGUAAAAAACUCGGGACGGCACUUGGAUGAGCAUUAGAAGAUGAAGAUAUAACCGACGUCAACGGCGUCAGUGCUUUGGUUAUCCCGUUCGCGUGAGUCGAAUUCGGAGCUUUUAAAUAUGCCACACCAGUUUGGACUGCCCACGAUGGCGCAUGGCAUGCAAUCCCCGCCUUCGCCGACCUCGGUCAUGUCUGUGUAUCCGCGCUUCGGCUCCGGUAUUUACAGGCCCGAUCAUCAGGACCAGCGGUUGACCCGCGAGGCGAUGGAGCGUUACCUGCGCGACCGCAGCGACAUGGUGAUUGUGAUCCUGCACGCCAAGGUCGCGCAAAAGUCGUACGGCAACGAAAAGCGAUUCUUCUGUCCGCCGCCGUGCAUCUACCUCUUCGGCGACGGCUGGCGGAUGCGUCAGGAACAGAUGCUGCGCGAGGGCGAGAGCGAGCAGAGCGCUCAACUGUGCGCUUUCAUCGGCAUCGGCAACUCGGAUCAGGACAUGCAGCAGCUGGACCUGAAUAACGGCAAGCAAUACUGCGCGGCCAAGACUCUCUAUAUCUCCGACUCGGACAAACGCAAGCACUUUAUGCUCUCCGUCAAGAUGUUCUACGGCAGCGGCCACGACAUCGGCGUGUUUCACAGCAAGCGUAUCAAGGUGAUCUCGAAGCCGUCCAAGAAGAAACAGUCCUUGAAGAACGCGGAUCUGUGCAUCGCCAGCGGCACGAAAGUGGCGCUCUUCAAUCGACUGCGCUCGCAGACGGUCAGUACGCGCUACCUCCACGUAGAGAACGGCAAUUUUCACGCGAGCUCGACGCAAUGGGGCGCCUUCACCAUUCAUCUCCUCGACGACAACGAGAGCGAGUCGGAGGAAUUUCAAGUGCGUGACGGCUACGUGCACUACGGCAGCACCGUGAAGCUGGUGUGCUCCGUCACGGGGAUGGCGCUACCGCGGUUGGUCAUCCGUAAAGUGGACAAACAGAUGGCCAGUCUCGAGGCGGACGAUCCCGUCUCGCAGUUGCACAAGUGCGCCUUCUACAUGAAGGACACGGAUCACAUGUACCUGUGCCUGUCGCAGGAACGUAUAAUACAAUUUCAGGCUACGCCCUGUCCGAAGGAGGCCAACAAGGAGAUGAUCAAUGACGGCGCCUGCUGGACGAUCAUCAGCACCGACAAGGCCGAGUAUCAGUUCUUCGAAGGCAUGGGUCCGGUACGAUCACCGGUGACACCUGUGCCGCUAGUCCACAGUCUGCAUCUCAAUGGCGGCGGCGAUGUGGCGAUGCUCGAGCUGACAGGCGACAAUUUUACGCCGAACCUGCAAGUCUGGUUUGGCGACGUAGAGGCCGAGACGAUGUACAGGUGCCAGGAGAGUAUGCUCUGCGUUGUGCCCGACAUUUCGCUGUUCCGCGGCGAGUGGCUGUGGGUGCGACAGCCGACGCAGGUGCCGGUUUCCCUCGUGCGCAACGACGGCAUCAUCUACGCGACUGGAUUGACCUUCACGUAUACGCCCGAGCCGGGGCCGCGUCCGCACUGUCCGCCAGCUGACGAGAUUAUGCGGGCGCCGCGUGCUAUGCACAAUCAGGCCAGCAUACCGUCCGCUGCCAUGUCCGCCGACGUGCCGUGGAAUACUCACGGACAACCGCCACAGUCGGGUCUCUGAUGUCUUCUAGAUAAUCGUCAUAAUGCGAACCAAAGUCUACGAUGUAGUAGUGAUACGGACGGUGUUACACCAACCGUAGUGUCUCCCAACAACGACGACGACGACGAUGACGACGACGAUGACGACGAUGACGACGACGACGACGAUAACGAUGAGGACGACGACGACGGCGGCGACGGUAGUGAGAGCGGCGGUGACUGCUCGUAUCUGGCGAAAGACUUGUUACUCCAAGUUGAUGGUAGUAGCGCGGCGCAGAACUUAGACAAUACGAAGACGUAGCGUUUCGCUCAAUGCGCUCAUGCUGCGCGACGCGGCGCGUUGAAUUCCGCGCGCUGAAAAUUGUAGGCUAACUUGUAAGUUGUUGAUAAAGAUCUACAGAGAUAAUAAUUUAUAUAGCAAUCUUAGGUUUAACGGAUUACGUGAGUGUGUAUAGACCGAGUAUACGGAUAGAAUUUUCGAGAAAAAGUUUGAAAACGAGAUUACAAGGUACUCGAUUCAUGCGAUAAAAUUGAUUUGUCACUUGUAUACGUCGAAAUACGUUUCGACGCUGAAAUUUGAUUGUCGCGUCUCUUAAGGAAAAGUAUCAAAAGAGUAUAAAUUAGUAAUGAGGGUAACACAGUUUUAGUCCACAUUUGCAUAUCGGUCAGUCCGAACGAUGGUUGUGCUUUUAACACUACAUUUGUUACGAGAGGAAUUACCGCUACGCUCGAAACUCGGUAUAACCAGUCCUGAAAUAACGAAUUUGCUUUGUCGUCACUAAUUAUAACACGAAUUCCAAAUCGUUGGAACAUACGUUGGAAAUUUUCUAUUCAACUCAAUGUAGAAAGAAGUUUUAGAGAGGAAGAGAAAACGGAUUUAUGCGAGAAUUAUACUCAAGUUCGAGCGUCGCUUUGUGUGAAUGGUCCAUCGUGUACAAAGUAGAAUAGGAAGAGGGAUACGCAAUGUAUUUUUGAGCCUGCGCGCAACGUACUCGACAUUUGGUACAUUUGUAAAUUCUCAUAAGCGCGCGGUGUCGAUAAACUUUUCAUUAUUUAUUAGGAGAUGCGUGUGGUAAGUGAAUGUGUGUCGCGCGAAUUUGCUGAUCACAAAAACAUCAUGUAAGAGAGGCCAGAGGCUCACGGUAGAAUUGAUAUACAGUGUUCUUUCCUCUUUUCUAUAUUUCAAAAAGAUGAUUUUCGCGUCAAGUUUGAUUUAGAAGCAACACACUGAUUUUCUCCUAACAAUAUGCAUACGUGUUAUUUUGUGUAUAUAAUGUCACGCGUCUACAUGUACAGCACUUGUAAUUACAAUUUAAGUGGAGCCCGGUGUGUAAUAAUUGCGUUAGAUAUCUUCAAAGUACACACGUGAGAUUAAUUUUCGUUUCACCACCUCGUAACCCUCGUGAAUACAAUAUAGGGAAAUUUAUAAAAAUAAUAUUAAUAUAUAAAUUUAUUAUCA